UUUAUUUUCCAAAACACACGCUCUCUCUUUCUCUCUCUUUCUCUCUCUCAUCUCAAAAAUGGAACCCAAUGAAAACCAGCUCAGCUCCUACUUCCACCACCAUCAACACCACCAUCAAAGUCCAACCACCACAUCGCCGACCAAUGGCCUUUUACCACCCACCCACCACCUCUCCUCCGCCGCCGCCUCCGACGCCGGUCCCCAUGUCGUAUACCCUCACUCUGUCCCUUCCGCCGCCGUGUCCUCGUCUCCUCUUGAGCCCGCACGCCGGAAGAGAGGCCGGCCGAGGAAGUACGGUACGCCGGAGGAAGCUUUAGCGGCUAAGAAAGCUGCCACGGCGUCGUCUCACUCUUCGUCCUCCAAGGCCAAGAAGGAACUCGCUUCUUCUUCUUCUCUUAAUGCCGUUUCCGCUUCUUCUUCCUUCUCCGCGCCUUCUAAGAAAUCUCAGUUGGCUACACUUGGUAAUGCAGGCCAAGGUUUUGCGCCACAUGUUAUUAAUGUGGCAGCUGGUGAGGAUGUGGGCCAGAAAAUUAUGAUGUUUAUGCAACAAUGUAAGCGGGAAAUUUGUAUCCUUUCUGCAUCUGGUUCGAUCUCCAAUGCAUCUCUCCGUCAGCCAGCGGCAUCCGGAGGCAAUAUUGCAUAUGAGGGUCGUUUUGAGAUUGUUUCAUUAUGCGGUUCUUAUGUACGGACUGACCUCGGAGGAAAGACCGGUGGUCUUAGUGUAUGUCUAUCAAGUGCUGAAGGCCAUAUCAUAGGAGGGGGAGUUGGUGGGCCGUUGAAGGCUGCUGGACCUGUGCAGGUUAUUGUUGGAACCUUUGUAAUCGACCCGAAGAAGGAAGUUGGUGGUGGUAAAGGCGAUGCAUCUGCUGGCAAGUUGCCCUCACCUAUUGGUGGGACAUCGAUGUCAAAUCUACGUUAUGGCUCCAACAUUGACUCGGGAGGUAAUCAAAUCAGGGGAAAUGAUGAACACCAAGGUCUUGGGGAGAGUCAUUUUUUACUUCAGCCUCGGGGAGUGAAUCUGACAUCACCGCGAUCAACGGAUUGGAGGACGGGUCUGGAUGCCACAAACACUGCUUAUGAUUUGACAGGAAGAACAGGCCAUCAUUCUCCCGAAAAUGGAGAUUACGAUCAGAUUCCCGAUUGAGAGCUAACAUUCAAGACGGAACGGGACUGCAAAGUUUGUCGUAGAUAAAUGUACAAUAUCAACAGUUGCAAUGCCAGUAAUCUUCCCUUCACUCGUUAGCUAAUUCUGGUUGUAGUAUGCACCAUACUGUAAAGGUGAUAACAAACUCUUUAGAAGUUUUUAUGCCCUUCUUGCAUUUUUAUUUUCCCCCCUUCCCUAAGUUUUUACCCAUCCAUCCACCUUUCAUGGUGUUUGCAUGUUAAGUCUCUGUCUAAUUCUAAUUCUCAUAUUUUCCCCUUAGAUGGACCAGUUUGCUGUAGUUGUUACAGUUUGCAAUUUCCAAUUCGAUCAUAUAAACAAAAACCUCUCUGGUGAUUUAGAA
Molecule: messenger RNA, 1505 nt
Organism: Benincasa hispida (wax gourd)
Lineage: Eukaryota; Viridiplantae; Streptophyta; Magnoliopsida; Cucurbitales; Cucurbitaceae
Product: AT hook motif DNA-binding family protein
Molecular function (GO): minor groove of adenine-thymine-rich DNA binding
Source: RefSeq, a predicted model, not a curated record